Messenger RNA from Anoplopoma fimbria (sablefish), 2414 nucleotides. It is a transcript of the gene hyal2a, whose product is annotated as hyaluronidase 2a. NCBI's taxonomy places the organism in Eukaryota, Metazoa, Chordata, Actinopteri, Perciformes, Anoplopomatidae. The transcript has 4 exons. Gene Ontology annotation, molecular function: hyalurononglucosaminidase activity; hyaluronoglucuronidase activity. Gene Ontology annotation, biological process: hyaluronan catabolic process; carbohydrate metabolic process. The record is from RefSeq and is a predicted model, not a curated record. The coding region runs from base 339 to 1748 and encodes 469 amino acids.
CGGAGUUGGGACUGACAACAUCGCAGGGGGGCGACUUCUCUUCACUCCGCCGACGGACAGCAGAAGUUGCAGAAGAGUCCGUCCCCACCACGCAUGCCUUUGUCAAGUCAGCUCGUCGUCAUUUUUUUUUUCUAACUUAAAAGCAAUGUUCAUUUUGAAUUUUUCUCAUUUCUUUUGAGGCAACACACACACACACACACACACACACACACACACACACGCACACAGAGAAACGCGGCUUGAAGGAGCAGGCUUCUGUUUUUUUGGGGAAUGCUUCCUCAGUUUGCUGGCAAAGAUCAGAGAGCGACAGUCCCAUCUGUCAAUUCACAUCUGAAGACAUGUUGUACUGGACUCUGCCUGACUGUAAAGUACUGUUGCUGAUCGUGCUUCUAUGGGACCGCCUCUGUGCUUCGGGGCUGAAACCCACGAGAUGGCCACUGUAUUCACAAAAGCCUCUGCUCCUCGCUUGGAAUGCCCCGACUGAGGACUGUGCCCCGCGGCAUGGUGUUCACUUUCAGCUGGACCUUUUCCAGAUUGUGGCCUCUCCCAAUGAAGGCUUUGUUCGGCAGAACCUCACAAUCUUCUACAGGGACCGCUUGGGCUUGUACCCCCACUUUAAACACGAUGAAACGGCGAUGAACGGGGGGCUGCCGCAGGUGGCCAGUCUCACCAAGCACCUGGAGAAGAUGCCGGAGGGGGUGCAGAAAUACAUAAGGGAAGUGGGGGCUAAGGGUCUGGCCGUUAUUGACUGGGAGGAGUGGCGCCCACUCUGGAUACGUAACUGGGAAACCAAAGAUGUGUACCGCAGACAUUCUCGUGAGUUGGUGCGUCAGAAGAACCCCACUUGGCCUCCGGAGCAGGUGGGAAAAGUGGCCCAGCAGGAGUUUGAGAUGUCUGCCAGGAAGUUCAUGCUGGAGACCCUGAGGUACGCCAAGAACCUGAGGCCCAACCAGCUGUGGGGUUUCUACCUCUUCCCCGAUUGCUACAAUCACGACUACAGGCGCACUCUGGAGAACUACACUGGCCGUUGUCCUGACGUGGAGGUGGCCCGCAACGAGCAGCUCAAAUGGUUGUGGACGGAGAGCACGGCCCUCUUCCCCUCCAUCUACAUGGCCACAGUGCUGCGUUCCUCGGAUUCUGGGCGUCAGUUUGUCCGGAACCGAGUGAAGGAGGGAAUGCGUCUGGCAUCAUCAGGCGAUGGGUUGGCACGUCCUGUCUUUGUGUACACCCAGCCCACCUACGCCAACUCCUUGGAACAGCUGACAGAGACCGACCUCGUCUCCACCAUCGGGGAAAGCGUGGCUUUGGGAGCAGCUGGAAUCAUCAUGUGGGGAGACGCAGCUUAUGCAAGCAGCAAAAACAGCUGCUCUGACCUGGACUCGUAUCUACGGGGUGCGCUGAGUCAAUACCUCCUCAACGUCUCCACGGCAGCAGAGCUAUGCAGCCAGACGUUGUGUGGUUCUCACGGCCGCUGUCUGCGCCGUAAUUCAGACAGCGAUGUCUACCUGCAUCUGAACCCCCUCAGCCACACCAUCGUCAUGCAGCGCGGUAAGCCAGCGGUCGUCGGUGAGCUUGGCGAAGAAGAGACGAGAAGUUUUCAAACCCAGUUUCAGUGCCAGUGUUACAGCGGCUAUCAGGGAGAGGGCUGCGAUCAGACAGACCCUCUACACCAAAGAGGGAAGGCAUCUCAAAUCACUACGUCAGCACUGCAAUGUGUGAUCUUACUGAUAAUCUCUCUGAUCCUCUGAUAAUACACCAUGAAUACUGUAGAUAUGACUGCGUUUUAUAAUACUGGAGCAUACGAGAUGAACAGGUGGGAAUUUUAAGGAGUGAGGAGUGUCCUUUUUUUCUUUCAAUUACUGUAAAAUAUGGAUGACACAAAGUGAAAUUGUAAAAGAAACACUGUGGAAAUUGCAAAGUAAUACUUUUAAUCUUUAUUUUAAACAAUGGAGGGCUCGCUGGAAAUGACCUUGUUUACAUUUUGCUCUCAGUGUCCUCUCGGUCACUGUUUCCCAAGGUGUCAAAUUCCAUGUUUUUCUGGGGGGGAAUGUUAGGAACAAGUGGAUGUGAGUCUGUAGGUGGGUGGUGAAAGUGGAAUUGAUGCACUUAAGUCUGUUUAUAGCACAAUAUAUUUGAAGUGCCUGAUCUUUUUUCAACAUGACAUCUGAUGUUUUUUUGGAGGCAGUUACAGUAUUAUUAUUUAUUUGAAUGUAUUUUUAGGUGUUUUAUAUAAUAUUUUCUUAUUUUUUUGUCCAAAACAUGACUACUAGUUUUCUCUUAAAACAGCCUUUUCUCUAUUUCAGAAGUAUUUUACAUCAAUAUGUAAAAAAGCAAAUACUUACACUUUGUAUGUUCCCAAAAUUUCACUUACUUGACCGUUUCUCUCUUAAUGCUGUUUUCUCAACUUUGACUUU